AUGGGAACAACUGUGUUUAUCUCCCCAAAGGAUUUUACAUCGUCAUCCCUAAUGCACCUUGAAAAUAAUGGUUGCGAUAAGAAAAAAGUGAACAUCCUAAUCACACUGAUGCACUUAGUGAUUUGCAUUCAGCUGAACAAGUUUUCUAAGCAAUCCGAGACCACGCCCACACAGCAGACUACACUUUCAUUCAUAAAAGCUGGGGCUGUUCGCCCGCCUUCAUUGAGUAUCGGCAUAAGCACACCCUCGGCUUGCUUGAAUUACUUAAGGGCCUCCUCUUUGCCUAUUGCCGAUUGGUUCGACUUCUCUGCCGAACAUAAAAUACGCGAGGCAGUGGACGCCGUCGCGAUACUAGUGUACAGGUGCGUUAAUCACGGGCCGUCACUCCUCGCUCUUGAGCAUCCCGGCCUCAUCUCAGCCAGCUCCCUCAAGGGCCGGAGGCUGCGUGUGACCCCUUCAGGCAGCCCGACGAGACACAAAUCAAACAACGAGCGAGCUGCAGCUCCCAACAGCAGGAUCGCCAAGGGCAGCGCCGCGUCCCCCGGCCACUUCAUGACGGAGGAGGGGGAGGGGCGGGCGGGGAGGUGCCCGGUGAGGGUGCAGGAGCUACCCCCGGAGGAGGAGGCCCGCCUGGUGACCCUGGGGUUCAAGGGCUACACAGGGCUGGUGCGCACACAGCCUGGGGGGAUGUUGAUGAAGGCCAGGUAUAAGGAGAUGGCCCCGCGUUUCUACAGCUUCGACUUCCGGCCCGAUGACAUUGUGGUGAUGACGUACCCGAAGUGUGGCACCACUUGGAUGCAGGAAAUUCUUUGGGGGAUGACUCAUUUGGACGAACUUGACGAAGCAGACCGUCUGGCCAUUGGUAACAGGACCUAUUUCAUCGACAGUGACGCCCUCUAUCGGCUGGAGGACCAAAUGAAAGACCGAUACGUGAUGGAGAGAUUUCGCUCGCUUUGUCCCGACGGGCGGCCCGAUCGCGGCAUCAUCUUGCAGUCGUGUGCAGCGCAGCCUCCUCAUCUCACCAAGCCAAGGAUCAUCAAGACGCACUUUCCCCUCUCGCUCCAUCGGCCUGAUCUCCUGGACAGGUGUAGGGUGGUGUACGUGUGUCGCAACCCCAAGGACGCGUGCGUGUCCUACCAUCACCACUGCCGCCUCAUCAACACCUAUAAGUUCGAAGGGAGUUUCGAAGCCUUCACAAAAUCCUUCAUGACAGGAGACGUUUUCUACGGGAAGUUCUGGGACCACGUGGCGCCUGCGUGGGAGCGAAGGCGCCAUCCUAAUCUGCACUUCGUCUUUUACGAGGACCUUCAGCUCCGCGGCCUCGAGCAACUCCACCACCUCGGGAGGUUCUUGGGCCUACAGCUUUCGCAAGAGCAGCUGGAGAGGGUCGCCAAGCAUGCCAGCUUCCCUCAGAUGAAGGCCCGCGACGCCCAGGUCCCUAUGGUCCUCAGCUCCUCGACCAACGGCGCUGUCGGGGGCUUCUUCAGAAAGGGCAUCACGGGCGACUGGAGCAACGUAGCCUCAGCUGAGCUCGAUGCCCUGAUGGAGGAGUGGGUACAGGAACAUGCAAAGCCCUUAGGUAUCAGGUUUAAGUACGAGCUGUGUGAGUGAAGAAGAAGAUAAAAAAGGGGUUAAUAACUGUCAUACUCGAGAACUAUUGUGUGUUAAUGUGUCUGUCUAACGUGUGAGUAGUGUGUUAGUGUGCGGUUAUUUAUGAGAUGUGUGAGGUUAUUAAUGGUAUUAAUGGAAGUGGUUGUAAAAUUAUAGUGUGGUAUUUUUAAUUAAUGAGAUAUGUCGUCCAGAUCGUAAGGGAAACAGGUAUAUGUAAUAAAGUAAUUUGUUACGUCAGAGUAAGCACAUUCAUAACAUGGUUUAUUUUUUAGAUUAAAGUUUUGUCGUUCAUAGGUAAUAAAACUGUGCCUGAUUACCAGCCACAAGGAGACACACUUUAACACGUUUUGUAUUUUCGUUGUCUCUGGAUGAAUAUUUUUUUUAAUAAUGAUAAUAGAGCAACACUUAUUCAUUUGCCACUUCUGUGUGACGAUGUUAAUAAAAACAGAUCUGUU
Molecule: messenger RNA, 2066 nt
Organism: Penaeus indicus
Lineage: Eukaryota; Metazoa; Arthropoda; Malacostraca; Decapoda; Penaeidae
Product: sulfotransferase 1E1-like
Exons: 12
Coding region: 1-1611 (536 amino acids)
Biological process (GO): sulfation
Cellular component (GO): cytoplasm
Molecular function (GO): sulfotransferase activity
Source: RefSeq, a predicted model, not a curated record